This is a messenger RNA of Felis catus (domestic cat), 1219 nucleotides long. RefSeq lists its product as uncharacterized. The record is from RefSeq and is a predicted model, not a curated record. NCBI's taxonomy places the organism in Eukaryota, Metazoa, Chordata, Mammalia, Carnivora, Felidae. The transcript is spliced from 8 exons. Gene Ontology annotation, molecular function: protein binding. The coding region runs from base 255 to 1025 and encodes 256 amino acids.
CCUGGAAACAAUGUUCACUGUUACCCUGCUCCAGCAGCACAAGAAUUCCUUUGAUGAGCUCUAAGAGAUUGGUAACAAUACCUCCUAAAAGGCCAGGUUGCUAGGUAACAGCUUGUGUCCUUGGUCACAGUGAAUACAUGGAAGACCCCCCAAAGAGGCAGCAGGUUCUUGGUGGACAGCUCUCAUAUCCCCUCCCGGGAACACGAUGAGAAAGGUCUUUGGAAAAAUAGCUUUAUGAAGGCCAGAGGAAAUUUAUGCACCAGCAAGGCAUGUCGGAAAGCUCCUCAGGUCGAAACGCAAGCAGUCAGAUUUGUGCAUCUGAUUCAUCGUAUUGCUCCGAUCUGAGUGAGUCAUACACUCAGUCAGCUCUGUCAAGGAACAGAAGGUUUCAUCCACAUUCAGAUUCUGGAAUAUCAUCCCUGCUUCCAUCAGACUCCUUUAAGUUCCUCACUUGGCAUAAGGUAGAACAACAUGACAUUCAAGGAAGUCAGCUGCGUUGCCCAAGAAUAAGAGAAGGACCCUCCACAGAAGAGUUGCUCUUCAGACAGGAGGAGUGUGUCUUACCUGCUCGGAAAAGAGUCCUUGAAAAAAACAAAUGGGAAACAUGGCUACAAGAAAACUGGGAGGACUGCACGAAUUUGAACCUUUCAUUUCAGGAUUUGGGGGACCCUUAUCAAGUUGCAAAUUUUAACAGGAUUCUUAGAAGACUAAUUCGAGUCGAAACCCUCUGGUUAGUGGAUAAUUCACUGGUGGACUUAAGUGCCAUAAGAUUGCCAAGAUGCAGAGUUUUAAAUAUGAACAAAAACCAUCUCACAUCUUUUAAACAAUUGCCAAAGAUACCCCAGAUACAGCAUUUAUCUUUGGCUGAAAACCAUAUUGAGUCUCUGACUGGGCUCUCCAGUUUACAGUGCACCCCACUAGAAUCCCUCAUGCUCAAGAGGAACCCUUGUGAGUUUCACCAAAAUUACCGGAAACGAUCCUUCAAAAAGAAGAGAGCACAGUUCAAAAGAGAAAAAACUUACUGAUAAAGCUCAUAGUAGUGUUCUCCUGUUUGCCAAACUUAAAAAUGCUGGAUGGAAUCCUGAAGCUACCAGAAGAUUCUUCACCACCAGAAACCAAUAUUUUUUCACAACUCUGUGUUAUAUCCUAAUGCAAUCUGUAUGGAAAGAAAUCACCAUUGUCUCUAAAAGCUAAUAAAUAUAGGAGAUGCAUAACUAAA